Poeciliopsis prolifica (blackstripe livebearer) is the source of this 4995-nucleotide messenger RNA. RefSeq names its product small nuclear RNA activating complex, polypeptide 4 (gene snapc4). Lineage: Eukaryota; Metazoa; Chordata; Actinopteri; Cyprinodontiformes; Poeciliidae. The record is from RefSeq and is a predicted model, not a curated record.
UCUGCUUUACUGCUGUAACUGAGGUGAAUGUCAGACAUGUUGCGGUGAGUAUUAAUUAAAUUAAACAGCGUUUUGAUAACGCGAUUCUGACGUAGUUCCGCUUCCUGGGGACAGGAAGUGCUGUGUUUGUUCUGCUGCUGCUAAUAAAGUUGCGGUUGAAUAUAUGAGCAGAAACAGGAAGCAGUUCUCGGACGGUUUGGUUUCUGGUUCCGACGUUUCUGACAAUAGCGCUUUGCUGCGCUGCGCUGGGUCUUUCCCAGUCCCGUCCUGUUGGCGGUACCGAUCGACCAGAACCGAAUCAGAACCACAAAACGUUAACAAAUCGUUGGUUCUGCCGCACAGCCUGAUGGGUAAAAAGCUCACAGCGCAGCGGCGGAUUGGUGGAGGCAGCUGGUCCAGGUGAGCGGCGGCAGGUUCGACCUGAAGGUCCAGAACAACGGCAAAGGAGGAGGGCUCAGACCGGAACCAUCAGAACCAGACAUGUCCCUGUCGGCCCAGAGGGACCGGGUCCAGAGACAGGUGGAGGAGCUGGAGCGCAGCCUGGCAGUGACCCAGGACGAGUUGGACCUGCUGAGCAGUGAGACAGAUGAUGGAUCAGAAAGUCAGGAGGAGGAAGAGGAGAGACAGAGCCCAGCUGUCCUGUUGGCCCAGAAGCAGAAGAUCCAGUCGGAGAUCCAGAACCUGGAGGACAUGUUGGGUCCCCGCAGCGCGUCCCUCGACGUGUCCAGCAAGGACGGCAGUGACUCCAGUGACGAGAGCGAGCCGGACCUGUCUCCGAGUGCGUCCUCGUGUCUGAACCUGAACCUGGUCUACCAGCAGGUGGUCCUGGAGACGCUGGACCAGCUGGAGGCGCUGCUGGUCCACAACCGCAGGCAGCAGAGGGAGCUCACAGCCCAGAUGAAUGGACCAAUCAGAGAGUCCACCAGAGAAGGUUCUGCCUUGUCCAAUCAGCAUCCAGCUAGGAUGUUCCUGGGCAGCUUCCUGAAUCCGUACUUCAAGGACCGUCUGACGGGCCUGGGCCCUCCAGCCAAUCAGGAGGUGAAGCUGAAGGCUCAGAGGAUGAUGGGAUGUCCAGAAGACAAGAAGCUGAAAUUAAAAAGAUGGGAGAGCUGGCAGAAGACGCUGCUGGUCCACUCAGUGACUAGAGACCACCUGAAGAGACUCAUGCUGCCCAAACUGUCCAGGCUGGACUUCUUGACCUCCAGGCGUUCCUCGGCUCAGGGAGCCGACAGACAGCAGCUGACUGAGCAGAUCGACGACCUGGAGAAAGACCUGCAGCAGCUGAGGAUGAAGAGAGAGGAGGAGCUUACUGGCGAUCGCUACGAAGAGCACGACUGGCAGAAGAUCUCCAACAUCGACUUCGAAGGGACGAAGGACGCGGAGGACAUCCGCCUGUUCUGGCAGAACGUCCUCCACCCGUCCAUCAACAAGAGGCCCUGGAGCAGCGAGGAGGUCCAGAGGCUCAGCGCCAUCUGCAGGAGCGAGGACAGACACUGGGACUCGAUCGCUCAGGAACUGGGGACGGGGAGGACGGCCUUCAUGUGCCUCCAGAUGUUCCAGCGUUUCGUCUCCGACUCUCUGAAACGCAGCAGCUGGACGGCGGAGGAAGACGGGCAGUUCAGAGAGCUGGUCCAGAAGAUGAGGAUCGGGAACUUCAUCCCGUACACGCAGAUCAGUUACUUCAUGGAGGGUCGUGAUCCGACCCAGCUCGUCUACAGGUGGAACCAGGUUCUGGACCCGAGCCUGAAGAGAGGCUCGUGGACCAAGCAGGAGGACCGGCUCCUGCUGCAGGCUGUGGCUCGUCACGGCGAGAAGAGUUGGUGGAAGGUCCGGUUGGAAGUUCCUGGACGUACCGAUGGAGCCUGCAGAGACAGGUAUCUGGACUGUCUGAAGAGGAACAUAAAGAAAGGACCAUUUGAGAGACAUGAGGUGGAGCUGCUGCAGCAGCUGGUGAAGAAACAUGGAGUUGGUCGCUGGGCCAGGAUCGCUGCAGAGAUCCCUCAUCGCCUCGACGCUCAAUGCUUGAGAGAGUGGAGGAAGCUGGUGCGACAACCUGCUCAGGAUAGACAGAAAAUCAGGAAGACCUGCAAGACGGGAGGAAGAGGAGGAGGAAGACGAGGAGGAAGAGCAGGAGGAAGAGGAAGGGGGUGGGGUGCUGGAGGUUUCAGUGCUGGCAUCAGGAGGGGAAUAUUGAAGAUGACGGAGGAAGAGGAGGCGGAGAUAACUGAGGAUGACGACGAUGAGGAUGAGGUGGUGCAGUACAUGGACAGUGAUGAAGACUGUAAUAAGAAGAGGAAGAGGACCGAGGAGGAGGAGGAGCAGGAGGAGCAGCAGGAGGAGCAGCAGGAGUACAUCCUGCCGCCGAUGGAGGACUGGGUUCCAGCUGAGGUGAAGCACAGCUCCACCUCCCUGAGCUUCACGCUGGCGGAGCUCCCGUCCCCCAGCGAGGCUCCGGACCGAACCGCGGUCCGCUCCACUGUGCUGGGGCGGCCGGGACCCUCCGUGGUCAUCGGGCCUCCGCCCAGACAGCUGUCCCGGGAGGAGCGCCACGGCGCCUCCGCCGUGCCGAUGGCGUCCCGGGACGCGCUGCGUCUCCACCUCAGCGCCCUGAAGCAGAAGGUCGGCGCCGCCGCCCGGCCGGGGCGGCGGCGGCGCCCGCGGGCCCAGGAGCUGGAGUACGAGCUGCAGGCCGCCGUCACGCCAUGGAUCGGGAACCUGCUGAUCCCAAAGAGCCAGAAACGGAGCGCUGCAGAUGUGCUGAGGGAGGGAGGAGAGAGGAGCGGCGUCUCCACCUCCUCCACCUUCACGCUGCUCCUCCAGGCCAUGAACAUCGACAUGCUGGGCUGCCGGCAGAUGAUCGAGGAGAGGAAGAACAAGGUGGACCUUCUGGCCCCGCCCACCCUGCUGGCCCCGCCCAUCCUGCUGGCCCCGCCUCCUAGCACAUGUCGUCAGGUGUUUCCUCACAGUCUCCUGGUUCCUGCUGCCUCCUUUGCUCCUCCUCAGCUCCCAAACCCAGAGCCGUCCUGCAGCCCCUCCUCAGCGGUUCCUGUUGGCUCCAGUCUGACCAAUAGCCUUGCUCCAGGAAGUCCUGCAGAGCUGACAGUUGUGGGCGGAGCUAGUGAGGGUGCAGCUGGUUCUCGUAGUGAUGUGGGCGGGGCUAAUGCAGGUGUGGCACAGACAGGUGCUGAAGGAAGAAAGCAGGAGGACGGCUCGGAUCUGGAGUCUGGACCCAUGGAUUCAGCAGGUUCUCCAGAACCGGACCGGACCCAGAACUCACACUGUCCUGCUGUCAGUGCCGCUCCCCCUGCAGCAGUUAGCUCUUCCUCCUCAUCUCUGACCUCUGCUCCACCUUCUUGCCCCGAUCAGACCCCGCCCACUUCCACAGACACUGCGGUGUGUCAGAGUGGGUGGGUGGAAGUGGGCGGCGCCGGACCCGGCCCGGGGCCGGUCCAGGAGGGGAAGAGAGCCAGGAGGCCGACCCUGAAGAUCCGGGAGUCCAAGGAGCUCCAGGCUACAAAGAAGAGAAGCUCCGCCUCCUGUCAGCAGAAACGUGUUGGCAUGGCCCAAUCAAAGGAAAGUAUCAGCACGGAGGCUCCGCCCCCCUCUCAGGUCACUGGUCUCCAUGUGCUUCCUAACCGGUCCAUUUGGGUCAUGACCGCUGGUCCGGGCCAUGUGGCUCAGGCUCCGCCCCCAGCCCUGCCCUUGCCCAGAGUCCCUCCCCUAGUGUCUGAAGCCCCGCCCCCUCAGAGGGCAGGGCGCUUCUCCGUGACCCCAGCUGCCCUUCGUGACCUCCAGCUCUCACCUGUUCCCACCGGUAGAUCUAAGCCCCUCCUCCCAGCCGUCAUCCAGUCACCUGAUCUGAGGUCAACCAGCUGGCCCCGCCCCCACAUGCUGCUGGCCUAUCAGGAAGCGACGGGGUGGCAGACGGUGGGCUCGACCGGCCUCCCCCUCCGGAGGGCGGACCUGCACUUUGACCCCACCCUGAUGUUCCUGGAGCCCCCAGAGGAGGUUCAUGAUUGGCUGAGAGGGAGAGGGGGUGUGGCUAUACCUGGAGCGAGGUGCGUCCUCCCCUACCUGCCGCCAUCCGUCAGCACUCUGAGCGCGCUCAGUGGCCUCCUGCGGGCGAAGGCAUCUGUGACGGCGUCAGCUCUGCAGCUGAUGGCGGGGGCAGGCCGCCGCCUCCAUGACCACGCCUACUGCGCCUCGAGCGAGCCAGACGGCGCCCAGCCGCCAGAGCGGCAGGAGGAGCUGCAGGCCCUCCGCCAGCAGGUGGCGCAGCGCUUCUCCACAAACCCCGCCCACCAGCUGCUGAAGGCCCGCUUCCUGUCCCUGUUCACGCUGCCGGCGCUGCUGGCCACGGUUCAGCCAAUCAGCAGAAAGAAGUCAACCUGUCCGACCAAUCGGGAGGAGGACGAGGAGGAUGAGGAGGAUGAGGAAGAGAAGGAGGUGAAACAAAUCCAAGACAAUCGAAAGAGGAGGCGGAGAGUCCUGACCGGAGCUGCUGUUCCCUAAGUGGCCAGCAGGAGUCAGUGUUUUACCUCUGAGCAGGUUCUGCUCAGUUCCGGAUUGGAACUGGAACCAGAACUGGUUCUGACCCCAUCUCGUUUCUCCUGCCGGCUGCCGACUCUGCAGCUUCGGCCAAUCACUUCUCAGGGAUACAGUGCCAACACAGACCCGGUUCUACAGAACCAGUUCAUGCAAGCUGACCCAAACCAGCAAGUCAAAAAAUUCAGUCCGAAACUGAUUCAGAUCUGAGUCCAGCGGUCCAGAACCAGUUCAUGGAGACCAGAGCAGAUGGACAGUUCUUCCACCUGGGGACGAUCAGAACCAGGAAACUGAACUUUAUUCGUCACUCUACUAGUGGAACGUGGUGCGUUCAGGAACGAUGGUUACAGUGUUGCACUAAAACAUGUUUGAAGUUGGUGCUUGUAAAAGUUUUUGUUAUAGAAAGAUAAUUUCCUAAUUAAGGUAUAAUAAAGAAUGUUUCUGAUUUCA